Molecule: messenger RNA, 369 nt
Organism: Paramecium pentaurelia
Lineage: Eukaryota; Ciliophora; Oligohymenophorea; Peniculida; Parameciidae
Source: the annotation of a GenBank genome assembly
AUGUCAGAGAAAUUACCAAAAGUGAGCCAGAAAAAAGCUAGAUCAUAAUCUUUAUAUCAGAAUCAAAUUACCACUUAGAAACUAAAGGAAUCAUUGUACAAUUAAUAAACAAGUCGGUAUGGUUAAAGAGCUUAAAGAAAUCCUGUUAUAGAAUCAAUUGUUAAAGAAGCUGAUGUAGUUAUGACUAACUAACAUCUGAAAGAGAACUUAUUUAAGCUAAAGGAGAUGGGAUUAUUAAGGAAUUGUUAGCCAAUAAUAUAAACGUAGUCAGGUUUAAAGAAAAAAGAUUAUAUAUUAAAUGAUUAUCAUAAUAAAAGCACAUUAAAUGGAUAUUCAAGGAAUUAUGGUGGAUUGUUUUAUAAUAAAUGA